AUGAGUCAGUUCAAGAUGGUUGGGCAGAAGAAGCCUGAUAAUAAUAGUACUGCUGCUGCUGCUGUACCAGACGACGAGGAAAGUCGCCGCGACUCCGAUGGCAUUUCGAACAAGUCAAAGGAAACGGCCACGCCGCCGCAUGCGUCCCCGCCGGAACAGAGCGUAGCACGCACCUACUCACGCUGGCAAUGGAUCAGUGUCCUCGUGUCCAUCUACUGCAGCCAGUUUCUGUACGGCCUCGAUGUCACGAUUGUAGCUGACAUCCAGGGCGCUGUCACCGACGCCUUUGGCGACGUUGCGCUGCUGGGCUGGCUGGGAAUCGGAUUCCCGCUCGGCAGUGUGGCGACGAUUCUCUCCUUUGGCAAGGCGUAUAGCACUUUUGAUAUCAAGUGGCUGUACAUUGGCAGCAUGGCCAUGUUCACGGCGGGCAGUGCGCUGUGCGGCGGCGCUCCAGACAUGAAGUCUCUCAUCAUCGGGCGUGUGUGGGCGGGCGCGGGAGGCGCGGGAAUGUAUCUUGGUGUCCUCAAUCUCAUUGCAGUUGACACGACUAUGCAAGAGCGCCCCGUGUAUGUUGGCAUCAGUGGAGUCGUCUGGGGCGCAGGUUGCAUUUUAGGGCCUAUCAUUGGAGGAUCUUUUGCCGACAGCUCUGCAACAUGGCGCUGGGCUUUCUACCUCAAUCUGGUUCUUUUCGGACUCUUCAGCCCCGUGCUCUUCUUCGUCCUGCGCCCAUUUAGCUUCCAGCCCAACGUGCCUCUUUCAAACAAGCUCGUUACCAUGGACUGGAUUGGCAUCGUGCUCAACGCGGCGCUGUGGACCGUGUUCGUGAUGCUGUUCACCUUUGCAGGCUCCCAGUGGGCGUGGGACGACUACCGGACCAUUAUCCUUUUUGUCAUGCUUGGUGUUAUUCUCCUGGCCUUCAUUGCGAGCCAGUACUUGACCAUCCUCACGACAAAGGAGAUGCGCGUGUUUCCCGCUGAUUUCCUGCGAAACAAGACUUUGAUCCUGCUGUAUAUCUGCCAGGCCUGCGCUUCGACCGUCCUCUUCAUGCCCAUCUACUAUAUCCCCAUCUUCUUCCAAUUCGCGCACGGCGACACCGGCGUCCAAGCUGCCGUCCGCUUACUCCCCUUCAUCUGCAUCGGCGUGUCCGCAAACAUGUUCCAAGGAGCCAUGAUGCCUAAAUUCGGGCGAUACAUGCCCUGGUUCUUCGCGUCGAGCUUGUUUGCCGUCAUCGCCGGCGCCCUCUUCUACGCCGACGUCGACGUCAACACACCCACAUCGCGUAUCUACGGCUACUCUGUGCUUCUGGCACUCGGCGCCGGUCUCUCGCAGAUGGCCGCCUACUCGGUUGCUCCGACCCAAGUGCCCGCGCACCGCGUCCCGGACGCCGUGGGCUUCAUGAACAUGGCGCAGAUCGGGUCCAGCGUCAUUGCGCUGACAAUCGGGUCCUCGGUUUUCCAGAACAUCGGAUCCCGCAAGCUAGCGGCCGCGCUGGCCGGCCUGGGCUUUACACCUGCCGAGAUUAGCGGUGCGCUGGCCGGGCGCCGAUCUGCUGUUUUCUCGCGCGUUUCCGACGAGGUGCGCAAGAGGCUGAUUGAUGCGAUUGUCGAGACCAUUAAUACAGAGUAUGUUUUGGUGAUUACGGCUGGUGCGCUCGGGCUCGUCGUCUCGUGCUUUAUGAAUAGGGGGAAGUUGGCUAUGGAAAUGGCGGCUGGUGGUUAA
Molecule: messenger RNA, 1719 nt
Organism: Exserohilum turcica Et28A
Lineage: Eukaryota; Fungi; Ascomycota; Dothideomycetes; Pleosporales; Pleosporaceae
Exons: 7
Coding region: 1-1719 (572 amino acids)
Biological process (GO): transmembrane transport
Molecular function (GO): transmembrane transporter activity
Source: RefSeq, a predicted model, not a curated record